AUGUCAAUCUAUAGAAACUUCAUCGGUGGAAUCACCCGAACCCAGUUGGAGACUGCAAAGUUCGGGUUCUACCUUCUUUCCCCAAUCUUGAUCAUGUACUACGUUGGUUUAGAUACUGACAAGAAGUUUAACUUGCCCGGGUUUUGGCCUGAUCCCGCCACCCUUAACCAAGUUCCCAAAGAACCUCACGAAAUUCAAGCUGAGAUUGCUAGAAUCAAGAGAGCCAGAGCUGAGAAGAGAAAGAGACUUGAAGAGAAGGCUCGCGAGUUGGGCUUGGACGAGGAAUGA
This is a messenger RNA of Diutina rugosa, 288 nucleotides long. RefSeq names its product Pet100p (gene PET100). NCBI's taxonomy places the organism in Eukaryota, Fungi, Ascomycota, Pichiomycetes, Serinales, Debaryomycetaceae. The record is from RefSeq and is a predicted model, not a curated record. Bases 1 to 288 code for a protein of 95 amino acids. Gene Ontology annotation, biological process: mitochondrial respiratory chain complex IV assembly. The transcript has 2 exons. Gene Ontology annotation, cellular component: mitochondrial inner membrane; mitochondrion.